ACAUGAUAAAAAACAAAGCGAGAUGCCAAAUUUUCAUAGAUUAAAAUUUAAACCUAAAACAACCUAGUAUUUGUCGGCCAUGAUUGGAUAUUGGAUUGGAAUGUAAAAAUAAUUUCAAUAUGGCGCCCGUUUGUUCAGAGUGUGUGUGUGUGAAAGUGCUGUGAAAUUAUGAUAAAUUCUAGUGUAUUUAGUGAUUAUAUUAGUGGAUAAGUGAAAUAAGUGUGCAUUAAUGCAUCGGUUUUAUUAUAAUGGCUUUGGAUUUACGCCUGCAUUCUCCUGCGGGCGCGGAACCUGUUGUUUAUACAUGGCCCCUCACUUCAGGUCAUGGCUCGGACAAACACGACGGAGCUUUGGAAAUAGUAGAAACUAUAAGAUGGGUUUGCGACGAUUUACCCGAGAUGAAGGCCGCUUUGGAGUACAACAUACUUUGCGAUUACGAUACUCAUUCAUACGAAAGUAUGCGAGCCCUUUGCGACCGUUUCAACCGAGCCAUCGAUUCUGUAGUUGCUUUGGAAAAAGGUACGUCCUUACCAGCACAACGGUUAAACAAGUAUCCUUCAAGAGGCUUACUGAAGCACAUAUUACAACAAACCUACAAUCAAGCCGUAGCGGAUCCCGAAAAAUUAAAUCAAUACGAACCCUUUUCUCCCGAGGUGUACGGUGAGACUUCUUACGAGUUAGUUUGUCAAAUGAUAGAUCAAAUAGAAAUAUCAGCUGACGAUGUAUUUGUGGACUUGGGCUCAGGUGUGGGACAGGUUGUACUACAAAUGGCAGCUGCAACACCGUGUCGCAUCUGCCUCGGUGUUGAAAAGGCAGAAGUUCCUAGUAAAUAUGCUGAGAACAUGGAUUUGCAUUUUAGGAUGUGGAUGAAAUGGUAUGGCAAAAAGUAUGGAGAGUAUAAAUUAAUAAAAGGCGACUUUUUGUUGGAUGAGCAUCGGGAAAAAAUAAAUGCUGCUACAAUUGUUUUUGUCAAUAACUUUGCAUUUGGACCACACGUUGAUCACCAGCUAAAAGAAAGAUUUGCAGAUUUAAAAGAUGGUGCGAAAAUAGUGUCAUCAAAAAGCUUUUGUCCAUUAAAUUUUCGAAUAACGGACAGGAAUCUGAGUGAUAUUGGAACCAUUAUGCACGUAAGCGAGAUGACGCCACUGAAAGGCUCCGUUUCUUGGACGGGGAAACCAGUAUCAUAUUAUUUGCAUAUAAUAGAUAGGACCAAAUUGGAGAGAUAUUUUCAAAGACUGAAAAAUCCGAAACUCAAGGUCAGCAAAAGGGGUUCACAUAACGGGUGUGAAGAUGGAGAAGGAAGCGGUAAACGAAACCUCAGUGCCCCUCCAACAAGACAGUCUACGCCUGAUCUACUCAACGGCAACAGCAAUCACAGCACGGGCUCACUGCCAGAGCGCAGACGGAAGGUAGCACGCCCUAGGACUGUCAGGGGUGACAAUGGGCGCACACGUCGUGCUGCGGCCGCCAAGAGACGCGUGGCACGGCGCUCUAGUGACGAGAGCGACGAGGAGUCUAGCGGCACAGACGACGCACCGCCUGGACCAGAACCUGCGCCCAGGGAGUGGGGCGCUCCUUGGGCCUCAUCAUCCGACUCCAACCGUAGCCGUCGAGCGACGAGUAAGCGCGUGGCGUCGGGCGGAGGCGCGCGGCGGCGAGCGGCCCGCGCCAAGCGACGCCGCACCACGCCCGCCGCCAUCGCCGGCCUGGACUUGCUGCACUCCACCACGCUCGAGUCCACCAUACACAACGGCUCCGUGACGGCCCCGCCGCCGGGCUGCGUGGGGCAGCGGCUGUCGGCGCUGGGCGUGCAGCUGCAGCCCGCCGAGCGCCUGCACUCCGAGCUCGACAUCCCGCGCUCGCCGCACACCCCCUACAGCCUCCAGCUACUGCUCGAUAUGUUCCGGGACCAGUACCUCGCUUUCAUUCAGCGCAUGAAUACGCCUGAAUACGCCAAUGAAAUACGAAACCAAAUAGAGAAAGAAAAGGAAAAAAAUCAUAAAUUGAAAUCGAGAGCAUCUCAAUUGGACAAACAAAUUAACGUCUUAAUAAGUGACAGUGUAGCACUUCUCAAAGCCCGCAUGAGCGAGCUUGGCAUCCACGCCAACAACACCGUUGACCUCUUAGCGAAAGCGAAAGAAAUCGUCGGAAGACACAAAGAACUGCAAAGUAAAGCGAGUAAAUUACAAGCCCAGGUGAAUAGUAUAGAAGCUGAACAGGCAGUGCUAGUAAAACAACGGACGUUUGAAAUUACUGAAAAGUAUCGGCAGCUCGGACACGUACCACAUGAUGCUGAAGUUACUCAAAGCAUAGCUCAAGAGUGUAUUUUAAAAGAAAUUUCGGCCACUUUAGCCCACAGGAAAAGAUUACACGCUCAAGUGGGUCAUUUACAAAAUGAAAUCACGCAGAUGGAAAGGGCUAGCGAACAGAAACCGACCACUUCCUCCGUUCCCGUCACUCCCGUCAAGAUGCACGCGGUUAACGCGAAACCGAGAAAGAGAGAACAGCGUUCGCGAUCACAAGAAUGGCCCGAGGUUCCGGAUAUUGGAAAAAUAGAAGAGCAGAACCCUGAACUCCUUGCUCAGAAGAUACUCGAGACGGGACGACAGAUCGAAGCCGGAAAGGUCACCAAACCUAACGUCAUAGUCAACGGAUACACGAGAGAAUCCGAACGACUCGACAGGUACCCAAAAUCGACCACUCCGAACCCUAGGCCCCAGACGCAACGCCCGUCUCUCGCUCAUAGGCAUUCGCCUGUAAAAUCCCAGAAACCACUUAACGUUAUCGGUAAAGUUCAAGAAUCACCGAAAGUGAUCAAUUUCGAAGACAGGCUGAAGAGUAUAAUAACUUCGGUGUUGAACGAAGACCAAGAACAGAGGAAAGCUUCUCGGCAGGUGACACCGAGCAGUCCGUACAGUAACGGGUACGUGACGGGCCGACCCACCGCCGCCUUCCCGCCGCGCCGCGACCUGCGCCGGGAGAGGUUCCCCUUCGAGCGCCACCACCACCCCCACCAGCCCCACCAGCCGGACUACACGCAGGUUUCCCCGGCUAAGCUGGCGUUGCGGCGACACCUGUCGCAGGAGCGGCUCGCGGCGCCGGCGCGCACCAUCGGCGACCUCGUCAACGGCGAGAUCGAGCGCACCCUCGAGAUCUCCAACCAGAGCAUCAUCAACGCGGCCGUCAACAUGAGCGCGCGCUAUCACGACGCCAACGGGACGCCGGCCCCGCAUCAACCGCUAGAAGGGCUAGCGGCUUGCUUACAAGCCCGUGUUUUGGCUUCUGAGUACUGGCGCGGGCGGAACGGCGUCAACGGAGGUUCUAAUACUCCGAACGGCAGCGUUUCGGGCGACCUGGAGGAUUCCCGUCCUCGGUCUCCGCCGCCCGAUCCUCAUUCGAACACGUCUACCCCUCUGGUCGAUGAAUCACCGGACGGUGGAAGGAUACCUGAAGUAGAAGGUUGCGAGGAAGUAGACGAAAGUAAAUGGCAAGAUCGCAUAGCUUUUCGUUUUGAUCAAAUAAUAUCGUUCGCGUCGACGGCGAUCGAGGACAAGCGGCGGCGCUCGGACGAGGCGUGCAACACGUCGCCCGACUCCGGCAUCGGGCACGGCGAGGCGGCGGCCGUGGCGGCGGCGGCGGCGGGCGGCGCGCGCGGCGACACGGCGCUGCAGCACUUCCCGCCGCACCACUUCAAGAAGCGGCUGUACCGGCGGUCGCGCUGGGGAGCCGCCGACUGGGAGCGCCCGCCGAUGUGACGCGCGUCCGUGUAGUGCCUCGCCCGCCGCGAGCGCCUCCCCGCGACGCUCCGAACGUGACGACGCGGAAUUCGACUGUUUCUCGUGUGUAAAUAAAACGUCCGUGCUCGAUCGCGAUGUUGAUUGUCGAUUUUGUUAUAUUUUUUCGAAUAUAUAAUGUAAUUAUGUAUA
Molecule: messenger RNA, 3926 nt
Organism: Bombyx mandarina (wild silkworm)
Lineage: Eukaryota; Metazoa; Arthropoda; Insecta; Lepidoptera; Bombycidae
Gene: gpp
Product: DOT1 like histone lysine methyltransferase grappa
Biological process (GO): DNA damage checkpoint signaling; DNA repair; regulation of transcription regulatory region DNA binding
Cellular component (GO): nucleus
Molecular function (GO): histone H3K79 methyltransferase activity
Source: RefSeq, a predicted model, not a curated record